This is a messenger RNA of Truncatella angustata, 1065 nucleotides long. RefSeq lists its product as uncharacterized. The transcript has 5 exons. The record is from RefSeq and is a predicted model, not a curated record. Bases 1 to 1065 code for a protein of 354 amino acids. Lineage: Eukaryota; Fungi; Ascomycota; Sordariomycetes; Amphisphaeriales; Sporocadaceae.
AUGGAGAAUAUUCAGCUUCUCGCAUAUAUUAUCAUCUCUAUUACUUUCGCCAUUGGCGCCGUAUCCUUUCUGGGCAGAUGGUACAGUCGUGGUCUCAUUGUUCGUGCCUUCGGAUGGGACGAUGUGUUUUCCAUUUUCUUAAUGCUUGUCAAUAUCCUGCAACAAGCCAUAUUGUACAUAUUCCUACGAUACGGGUGUGGCAGGCACGCGACAACUUUAUCAGGCGAUGAUCUCGAGCAAAUUACGAAGUGGCUAUUCUUUGAGGAGAUUUUCUACAUGCUCACUCACUGGACUAUCAAGCAGACCUUCCUCAUGUUCUACCUGCGUUUAUCUCCUAGCAUCACUUUUCGGCGAUUGGUAUACGGCACUAUGCUAUUGAAUGCAGCUUUCACGGUCACGAAUUGGCUGUUGGCAUUCCUGCAAUGUGUCCCCUUCGACGCCAUUUUUCACCCUGCCUUAUAUCCAGACGCUGACUGCAUCGACAAAAACAUUCUACUGAUGGGCCCGUCUGUAUUAAAUAUCAUCGCCGAUGUUACUAUCUUGAUAUUGCCAAUACCAACUGUUUUAAAGCUUCAGAUGUCGAAACGACGCAAGAUUGCCGUCAUAUCAGUGAUCAGUUUCGGCGGUUCCGCCGUCGUUGUUGCUGCAUGUCGGUUUUUUAUCCUCUACGAGCUUGGUCACGACCCCGAUACAUCCUAUGUGCUUGGCAAAAUGGUCAUUGUAGCUGGCUUCGAGAUCCAACUGGCUGUAAUUGCUGUGAACUUGCCCUCCAUGAAAGUGUUAUGGACAAAGCUCUAUGGCAACUCGGUCACCGAGGAAAGUUAUAUAGAAGAUGGUUCCAAGAGCAAAUCAUACAGCUUGUCGACUUUGAAGCGAGGCAUGGCGAGAAAUCAGAAGGCCGGACCGGUCGCAGAUGUCAGCAUAACCAACCAUAUGGCUAGCAUAUUUGCAUCCGAGUCCGAAGAAGAGCUGUGGGGUAAAGAAAGUCAGGGUAAUGUUCUCAUCACCAAGUCUGUGCACAUUUCGCGAGCAGACCGAGACGGAUCCAUUCCGCCGGGUAACUGA